Daldinia childiae is the source of this 339-nucleotide messenger RNA. Its product is annotated as putative GTP cyclohydrolase 1 type 2. The coding region runs from base 1 to 339 and encodes 112 amino acids. NCBI's taxonomy places the organism in Eukaryota, Fungi, Ascomycota, Sordariomycetes, Xylariales, Hypoxylaceae. The record is from RefSeq and is a predicted model, not a curated record. The transcript is spliced from 2 exons.
AUGGCAGCCCUCUCACGCUUCACUCUAAUAUUCUAUACACCCCCCUCCGCCCUCGCAGUCUGCAAAUCUGCCAUCUUCGCCGCAGGCGCAGGCCGCUACCCCGGGCCCGGGAACUACACCGAGUGCUGCUGGACGACCCUCGGCACGGGCCAAUUCCGGCCGGGCGACGCCGCGAACCCGCACAUCGGCGCCGUCGGGGCCCUCGAGGAAGUCCCCGAGGUCCGCGUCGAGACCCUGUGCGUCGGCGAGGACGUUGUUAAGGGCGCUAUAGAGGCGCUUAAGGGCGCUCAUCCCUAUGAGGAACCUGCCUACCACGUCAUUAAGUUGGAGGAUUAUUGA